Molecule: messenger RNA, 598 nt
Organism: Haplochromis burtoni (Burton's mouthbrooder)
Lineage: Eukaryota; Metazoa; Chordata; Actinopteri; Cichliformes; Cichlidae
Product: inositol oxygenase
Biological process (GO): inositol catabolic process
Cellular component (GO): cytoplasm
Molecular function (GO): iron ion binding; inositol oxygenase activity
Source: RefSeq, a predicted model, not a curated record
GAACCAAACUGUGGCCUUGACAAUGUCCUCAUGUCCUGGGGCCACGAUGAGUAUCUCUACAGAGUUAUGAAGUUCAACAAGUGCCUCAUCCCAGAGGAGGGCUUAUACAUGAUUCGCUUCCAUUCCUUCUACCCCUGGCACUCCCAUGGAGAUUACAUGCAUCUGUGCAACGAUAAAGACUUGAAGAUGCUGCCCUGGGUCAAAGAGUUCAACAAAUUUGACCUGUACACAAAAACCACUGAUCUGCCUGACGUCAACAACCUGAAGGUGUACUACCGGUCUCUGAUUGACAAGUACUGUCCUGGAGUACUGCAGUGGUAAAACGGACCAAAAGGAACGUUUAAAAAGAAAAAUCAACGACAACACUGUUAGAAAUCGGUUAGUGGAAUGAUUUUACAUACCUAUAUUGUGACACUGACUAAAUGUAUAGCUGGACUUGGUGUCUUUCUGUAUAUAGUUUAGUUUUUACUGGAUAAAUCAAUCUUAUUUUGUAUAUUCUAAUCAUUAUAAUAAUGCCUAUUUUAUACAAUAAAGCAUGUACAAAUCAAAAUUUCGCUUUUAUUGUACUGUUACAUAUAUAUAAAAAGAUUUCAAAACA